AUGCUCCAGCCAAUAAUUCAUAUUCUCAGUGCUCAGAGGAACAUCUUAGCCAGUAGCUCACCUCGAAGAAAACAAAUUUUGGAAAAUAUAGGUCUAAAGUUUGAGGUAUUGUCAUCAUCAUUUGAGGAAAAUCUAGACAAAUCACAAUACACUCCCUCAGAAUAUGUUCUAGAAACUGCAAGACUGAAAACCCAAGAGGUAGCAGACAAGUUCAAAGUUAAUGGCCUUUUGCCAGAUCUGCUGAUUGGGGCUGACACUGUUGUUGCCCAGGACAACCACAUCAUCGAAAAACCCCAAGACAAAGAUGAUGCUGUUAGAAUAUUAUCUCUAUUGAGUGGUAGAUCACACACUGUGUUCACUGGGGUGGUUAUAUUUGUUCCAGCACAUUCCACAGUUCUCCCCCGAGGCACUAAAGUGUUAGAUGGCAGCUAUCGGUGCACAGGUUUCGUGGAGAGUACAGAUGUUUUUAUGCAGCAGAUGAGUCAGGAAGUUAUACAUUCAUAUAUUGAAACAGGAGAGCCCAUGGAUAAGGCCGGAGCGUAUGGUAUUCAAGCAAUUGGGGGAACACUGGUGGAAAAAAUCCAUGGAGAUUUCUUUAAUGUCAUGGGAUUUCCUUUGCCUCGGUUUGCUAAGGAGCUUGAUUCUAUAUAUAGAAGUCAUUAG
This is a messenger RNA of Candidula unifasciata, 663 nucleotides long. Lineage: Eukaryota; Metazoa; Mollusca; Gastropoda; Stylommatophora; Geomitridae. The record is from the annotation of a GenBank genome assembly.